Balearica regulorum gibbericeps (East African grey crowned-crane) is the source of this 849-nucleotide messenger RNA. Lineage: Eukaryota; Metazoa; Chordata; Aves; Gruiformes; Gruidae. The record is from RefSeq and is a predicted model, not a curated record.
UUUCACCUGAAUGCUGAAUUAGGGGAAAGUGACAUCUCUGCCUGGCAAUCAACCAUCCGUCAGUACCCACUCCCCUGGGCUGAGUUGGCCACAGAGAACAUCAUCCUGACAGUACCAGCUGCUGAUGUAUGCCACAUGGACAACCCAGAGAGUCUGCUUUCCAUCUGGAACAAGAUGAUGAAUGCAAUAGCCAGACUGGCAGCCAUCCCAGCAACUUUUCCAAGGCCAGAGAGGAUGGUGGCAGAUGUCCAGAUAUCUCACGGUUGGAUGCAUGCUGCCUACCCAGUCAUGCAUCAUUUGGAGUCGGUGACAGAGAUGAUAGAUGUGUAGUCCCUCCAAGCCAAUGGCCUUUGGGGUGCCAUUCAUGAGCUGGGCCACAAUCAGCAGCAAUCUGAAUGGGAGUUUCCUCCUCACACCACCAAAGCCACCUGCAACCUCUGGUCUGUUCAUGUGAAUGAGACUGUGUUGGGCAUCCCAAGAGAUAAGGCCCACAAUGCAUUCACAGUGGAACUUAGAAAGAAGAGGAUUCAAGAUUACAUUGAAAAUGGAGCACAGCUGAAGGAGUGGGAAGUAUUUACUGCCCUGGAGACAUACCUGCAGCUGCAAGAGGCCUUUGGAUGGGAAGCCUUCAUUGAAAUAUUUUCUAAAUACCAAAAUAUGUCUGAGCUCCCAGAUGAUAAUGACUCAAAAAUUAAUCUAUGGGCAGAAACCUUUUCUCAUCUGGUGAAGAAGAAUUUGACUCCUUUCGUUAAAAGCUGGGGAUGGCCAAUCUAGGAGACCCUUUCCCAGCAGCUGGCUGAUUCUUUCCCCAGUUGGUCAGAUGAUCCAAUGAAGCAAUAUAUCUCCUAA